Molecule: messenger RNA, 2670 nt
Organism: Metarhizium brunneum ARSEF 3297
Lineage: Eukaryota; Fungi; Ascomycota; Sordariomycetes; Hypocreales; Clavicipitaceae
Cellular component (GO): cytoplasm
Source: RefSeq, a predicted model, not a curated record
AUGAGCUCCAACCCCCUCAAAGCCGGGACCACAUCGAAACUUGGCCAAGGAUCGUUUCCUCCUGGGGCAACUACAACCCAGAGUCUGCUCUUGGAAAAAGUUCAAGCCCGGACAUCAACUCCUGACUCAGAGGCGCUAGCAAGUUCGGAUGACGAAGGAGAACACCGCAACGAAGCAUCUCAGGCUGCCCCUGUUCAAUCUCACAAGCCCGUCCGCCGAUCCUCGUGGCUCAACGAUACCUCUCAGCCAUUGAAUCGACCCCGUAAAGGCUCGUUUGCAAGCAGUUCCAUGUCUCCAACAGGAUCGCACCCCAGCACUCCAUCAGCUGAGGCUGGCAGCGGCCCUUGGGGUUCUCAUUCAACCUCUUCAGUUGGCCGCUCAGCCAACUCAUCAGCAUUUUCUUGGGGGGCCGGUAUUUGGAAUGCCGAUCGAAAGGAUGCGUCGUCAAGGCUAAGCGAAGUUCUUCCAUCGCCAACCUCUAUAAUUCCACCAGGGGCAGGCAGUAAUUCCUUUUUUGGAUCCGACUCUGGCUUGAAUCAAGUUUCUCCAGGCUCUCGAGAUUCCAUGUCUAAUUCCCAAAUCCCAUUUGCUAUUCCGUUACAUCCCACUCCUAAAACUUACCGAUCCCAGUCAUAUUCAGUUGGCCAGAUGGACCCCGAGACGGCACCACCAGGUGGAAUGAACUCAUCUGCUAUCCUGGGGCGAGCACGUCACCCGGCCUUGCAGCACCGACCCUCUCGACCCAGCAUGCUGAGUGAGAUGGCAAAUGAUGGCUCAAUGCUCGGAAAGGUCAAGGAAGUGGAAGAUGAUGACGAUGAAAGUACAUCUGAAUCGCUUCAAGGCUCCUAUCACCAGAUGUCCGAAUCCAAAACUAUCGAAAUGCUCACCCGUGAAAAUGCAAUGCUGCGCCAACAACAAUACAACAACUCUCGCAUCCGGCCUCGUGCCUCUACUGGUGCAUCCUUUCUUGGAAAUGGAUAUGAGACUGUCCCAGAAGAGUCGGAUUUUGCGGUUGAUGAACUGGACGAGGCUACUGAUUCAAUCGAUUCGCUCGGCAGGCGAGCCUCGGGUCGGCGUAUGAGUGAAUACGGAGCCAAUGCUUUCCGCACUCCCCUGGGCCUGAACAACCAAAAAGCGGACAACUUGAACCUUAAAAAGGCUGCCCUGUGGUCAAGCUCUCCGGGAUUCUUCGGUGGGGAUAUUUCACAGAGCCGACGCCAUUCAUUUGCCAAUAUGCCAACUCGACAAGGCUCUAUCAGCUCCAUUGCUGAUUCAGUAUCUGCUCUCGAUGCUUCUGGGGUGGGCGAGGGACAGUCUUCCCAUGGGUUUCCUGCUGGAUUUGGGGAUGGUACUGGGAUGGCAAACAUCAAUAACCGUAAGUCACUCUUGUUAAAAUCCCACGAGCAAUUAUUGAGUUCAGCGACAGAAAUCUUGGCCGGCUUGCCAAGCACAAUGCAGCCUGCCUUUAGCAAUCCCUAUGCACCACAUUUUGGUCUUCAGAACCAGUUCACCAACCGUCCGCCUUCUCCUCACCGCAAUGUUUUCGGUAUGGCUCAGCCCAGGCACAACCAACUUCUUCACGUGGUCCUGUUCAAGUGUGUCAGAGCCGACGUGUUCUACAUUCAAGAGGGUACGGGCCUCACAGUUAAGCCUGGUGACCUGGUCAUUGUUGAAGCAGAUCGAGGCACCGAUCUGGGAACAGUCGCCAAGGUCAACGUUGACUGGCAAACUGCAAAGGAGCUGAAAGAGCACUACGCCGAGGAGCACUACAAGUGGCUCAUGAUGUAUUCACAGGGUGCCGCUGCAGCUCAAGAGGGUUCCGGCGCAGGUUUGAUGGCAUCAUCUAGUGUCCUUCAGGGCAGCGCUGUCGGCGGCAUGGGACCGCCCACCCAACACCAUCUGCAAGAGCCAAACGCCGGAGAGCUUCGACCAAAACUUAUUAAGCGCCUUGCACAGCAUCAUGAGUUGCAAGCUCUAUGCGAUAAAGAAGGUCAGGAAGCCAAAGCAAAACGUGUUUGCAUGCAGAAAGUGAAGGAGCACGGCCUCAACAUGGAAAUCCUUGAUGCGGAAUUUCAAAUGGACUGGAAGAAGCUUACAUUCUACUACUUCGCUGACUCUUACAUCAACUUUAAUUCUCUCGUUACAGACCUCUUCAAAAUCUACAAAACCAGGAUCUGGAUGUCUGCUAUCAACCCAGCUUCAUUUGCCAGCCCAACGCUGGGCAUUCAGGCACCAAGUGGAAUUGGCCCUGGUGCUGUAGGUGUCGGGCGUGCCUCCGGAGGCGAAAGACGCCAGAAUCCUCAAGUCCAGGAACAGCAGCAGCCACAAGCCUUCGGCCGGGGAUACCGACCAACAUUUUCACAGCCCUUUGGUAGUGAUCGAAAUGUUCCACCAACGUCAGCAUACCCGCCGAACAACUAUGCGUAUGGGGGUGGUGUAUUUGGUAAUGCCCGCGGCACGUCUGCUCCAUACGCUCCAAGCCUCUCUCCAGGUGCGGAUGGAUUCCCGACUGGAUUUGGCCAGCAAGGAGACUUCCAGUCUCUUCGCCAGCGGUUUCCCGGAGCGCAGAAUCUCCCGAGUCCGACUCCACACGCAGCAGGCGUGUCACCCAUAACUGCACAAAACGACUGGAAUACUGCAUUCCAGGGUCUGUCCCUAAACACACAUUGA